This is a messenger RNA of Closterium sp. Naga37s-1, 4698 nucleotides long. The record is from the annotation of a GenBank genome assembly. NCBI's taxonomy places the organism in Eukaryota, Viridiplantae, Streptophyta, Zygnematophyceae, Desmidiales, Closteriaceae.
AUGGAGGUGCCGCAGGGGUCCGGGUCGGGGUUCAUCUGGGACCGCGAAGGCCACGUGGUGACGAAUUACCACGUGAUUCGCAACUCCAGCGACCUGCGAGUAACACUGGCGGACCAAUCAGUGUACGCGGCUGACGUGGUGGGAUACGACCGUGACAAGGACGUGGCAGUGCUGCACAUUGAUGCGCCCAGGAGCAAGCUGCGCCCGCUGCGAGUGGGCAGCUCCUUCGACCUGCAAGUGGGGCAGCGCGUCUACGCCAUUGGGAACCCCUUCGGGUUGGACCACACCCUCACCACAGGCGUUAUCAGUGGGUUACGGAGGGAGAUCAGCAGUGCAGCAACGGGGCGGCCCAUCCAGGACGUGAUACAGACGGAUGCGGCCAUCAACCCGGGUAACAGCGGGGGUCCGCUGCUGGACUCCAACGGCAACCUCAUCGGCAUCAACACCGCCAUCUACUCGCCCUCGGGUGCUUCAUCCGGUGUCGGCUUCUCUAUCCCUGCUGACACGGUAGCAGGCAUAGUGGAGCAGAUAAUCAGGUACGGGCAGGUCACGCGGCCAGUGCUGGGGAUUUCUUUCGCCCCCGAGCAGUCUCUCGAGCAGCUGGGCGUGGCUGGCGUGCUUGUGCUUGACGCUCCCCCCUCCGGCCCCGCAGGGAAAGCGGGCAUCCGGCCGACGACUCGGGACAGCUACGGGCGGCUGGUGUUGGGGGACAUCAUCACGGGCAUUGAUGGCAACACUGUGCGCAACGGCUCUGACCUCUACCGCAUCCUCGACCGCUGCAAGGUUGGCCAGAAGUUUGCGUUCGCGCUGUUCCCUUCAUCCGCCUUCCUCCCCUUCCCCCUUCCCUCCCCGCCCAACCUCCCCGUCCUCCUUCCCCCCCCGUUCCCCUUCCCCAUACCCCCCUGUGGCAGCGACGCCAUGCGCAACGCGCUGGUGAACGCGUGCCUGCACCGCCCCUACGCCCUUCCGCCUCCCUUACGCCCUCCCCUCCCUGCUCAUGCCCCCUUUCCCCUAUUCACCCGCCCCCCCUCCCUCGUUCCCCGUGGCAGCGACACCACGCGCAACGUGCUGGUGGACGCGUGUUUCAUCCGCCUGCGCCGCCCCAAGUUCCUGCGCUUCACCGCCGACCUCCCCUCGCUCUCUGCUCGCAUCCUGCUCUCCGGCCCCCCAGGUUCCCGUGCCCCUCUCCCUCUCCUCUCGCCUAGCUCAAGUCAAGUGCCUCUAUCUUCCCCCCCUUCCCUCCCGGUCUCACACUUCGAGGAGGAGGAAGAGGAGGAGGGCGAGGAGGGGAGGCAAAGAGAAGGCGGUGCAGUGAGUGGGGAGGGGGCGGGAGAGACAGGGGGACCAGGGGAGGCACAAGGUGCUGGUCCCACGAGUGAGGCUGCAGGGGGGGAACAAGUAUCCGGGGGGGGGGAUGGGGGAGGUGGUGACGGGGAAGGGGGUGAUGGGGGAGAGGGGGAAUCCGCCGUGGCUGCUGAUGUGGAGAGCGAUGGCCCUGCUGACGUGGCGUCAGGGGAGCUGGAGCUGGCAGGUGGAAUGGAUGAAGGGCAAGGGGGGGACAGGGUGGAGGGGGAAGGGGAGCGGGUGAGGGCGGAGACAGAGAGGGCGGAGAGGGAGGGGGCGGAGAGGGAAAGUGGGGAGAGGGAGGGGGGAGGAGCAGGGGGGGAAGCAGAAGAGGCGCACAGUGUGCCUUGUGUGCAGGGGGCUGGUACUCUGCCUGCUUAUGGUUGCAGCAGCAGCAACAUCGUUGCCGGUGCCGUCACUGCAACUUCUGCCUCCUGUCCUGCUGGUGCUGCUUCGUCUGCUUCCACUGCCGCAGCUGGCAUGUGUGAGGAGGCGGAGCAGAGCACUGCUGCUGCUGGUCCUUCUGCCAGCACCCAGCCGGACAGCAUACCGCCCCCCAGCACUGCACACACUGGCAGUACCCACACCAGCACUGCCGCUGCUGGUGACGGUGCCAAGCCCAAUAGGGCAGAGCAGGAGGAGGAGGGGCAGCGGGGCAGCACGUCGAGUAAACGCAGCAGUGGGGGUGCGGGAGGAGGGAAAGGUGGUGUGGAUCUGCGAGCAGUGAAGCUGAAGGAGCUCUCCUCCUCGCUUAUCCCCUGCUCCCACUCCCACCACUCCAAAUCCUCCUCUUCCUCCUCGUCGUCCUCCUCCCACCAUAAGAAGAAGGGUAGCAGCAAGGGAUCGAAGAGCGCAGCGAAGGAGGGAGCGGGUGAGGGGGAUGGUGCAGGGAAGGGUGGGAGCAGGGAUGAGGCGGGGAGUGGGGCAGCGGUGGCAGGUACAGGGCACAAGGUGAAGAGCAAGGGGGAGAAGGAGAAGGAGGGUGCAGGAAGCGAUGGGAAGAAGAGCAGCGAGAGUGUGGAGGGGUCGAAGAAGGGUUUUAAGAAAGGCGACAGAGUGCGCUACAUGGGCCCGCCCUCGCUCUCCUCUGCUGCACCCCCACCGCCAUCGGCCUCGCUUCUGCCACCCUCCAUGCGCGGCCCCCCAGUGGGUCUCAAGGGGCGGGUGGUGGUGGUGCUGGAAGAAAACCCGCACCGCGUGGGCGUGCGUUUUGACAAGCCCAUCCCGGGCGGCAACAGUCUCGUGGAUGUAUGCGACGACGGGCAUGGCGCAUGGUGCCACGUGUCGGAGCUGCGGCUGGAGGGGGCGGCAGCAGACGACGCGGAGAAGCAGCUGGUAGACCACUGCAUGGCGGUGGCAGCAACCGUAGCGGCCACAACCCCGCUCAUUGUGUUCAUCCCGGGCGCAGACAGAAUCGCAGCGGCGCAUUACGAGAGGCUUGUUAGGCUGGAGCGCAUGGAGCGCUUGGGUGUUGUUGGGGAGAGAGUUGCGGAGAAAGGGGAGAAGGGGGAGAAGGGGGAGAAGGGGAAGGAGGUGAAGGAGAAGAGUGAGCCGCUGCGGCUGGUGGUGAUUGGCUCUCACACAGUGCCGCCCAAAAAGGACAAGGCGCCAGCAGCGGCAGCAGCCCCCAAGGCCACGGACAAGCUCUCUGCCCUCCUCGACCUCUCCUUCCUGCCGCCAGCAGCGGCAGCAGCCCCUAAGCCCACGGACAAGCUCUCUGCUCUCCUCGACCUCUCCUUCCUGGACCAGCUCUCCUCACGGCUAGAGGACGGGCGGUUGGAGGGCGGCGGGGGCAAGGACCAGCUUUCAUCGCGGCUAGAGGACGGGCGGGGGGAGGGCGGCGGGGGCAAGGGGGGCAGCAGGGCGGUUUCUCGCCUCUUCCCCACGUCCAUCCCGGUGCUGCCGCCCGCGCAAGACGAUGACGUGGCACAGCGUGAUUGGACGAGGCAGCUGGAGGGUGACGUGGAGCUGAUGCGUGCUGAGAGCAACCGCCGCCUGCUUAGAUCGGUGAUGUGCACGGCGGGAGUGGAGUGUGCAGACAUUGACAGGCUGUCAAUCGCCUCGCACUCUCUUCCGCUACGAGCGGAGCGCAUGGUGGGGUGGGCUAUCAGUCACCAGCUACAGCACAGCCAACAAGCCGACACGCCUCCUGCCCGCCUCCCGCUCUCUCUCUCCAGUAUUCGGCAUGGAGUGGAGGUGGUGGAGGGAGCAUCUCAGCAGCAGCCAGCCGCACAGCGCAAGGCACUUCAGGACGUAACGUGUGACAACGACUUUGAGAGGCUGCUUCUGGGGGAGGUGAUACCUGCAGAGGAGCUGGGCGUGCGUUUUGAGCACAUCGGUGCCCUGGAGGGCGUGAAGGAGGCUUUAAGGGAGGUGGUCAUGCUGCCGCUGCAGCGCCCAGAGCUCUUCCAGACCGGCCAGCUCACCAAGCCGGUGCGGGGGCUGCUGCUGUUCGGGCCACCAGGCACGGGCAAGACGAUGCUGGGCAAGGCGGUUGCUACCGAGUCAGGGGCCAACUUCAUCAGUCUUUCCAUGGCCUCUGUGGCCUCCAAGUGGUUUGGCGAGGCAGAGAAAUACGUGAAGGCGGUGUUUACGCUGGCCAGUAAAAUCGCGCCGUGUGUCAUCUUCGUGGAUGAGGUGGACAGCAUGUUGGGGCGGAGAGGGGGCGACUCGGAGCACAGUGCAAUGCGAAAGCUCAAGAACGAGUUCAUGGCGGCUUGGGACGGGCUGCGAUCCAAGCAGGCUGAGCGCAUUCUUGUGCUCGGCGCCACCAACCGCCCCCACGACCUGGACGACGCCGUCAUUAGACGCUUUCCCAGAAGGCUGUUCGUGGACCUGCCUGACUGCCCCAACCGGGCCAAGAUCCUGGCGGUGAUUCUGAAGGACGAGGAGCUCGAACGUGGCUUUUCUACUGAUGAACUCGCUGCUGCCACUGAUGGGUACUCUGGUAGCGACCUCAAGAACCUGUGUGUGACAGCAGCGUUCCUGAGAAUUAAGGAGUUUCUGGACAAGGAGAAGAAGGAAAAAGAGGAGGUUGAGAGGAGAGAGGGAGGCGCAGAGGGCAGCAGUGGAAGCAGCGGCUUAGCAGCGAGUGGCAGGCGGGAGGGCGAGGCUGGUGCUGCUGACGUUGGCUCUGGCUCACAUGAGCCUCAAGGCGCUGCUUCUCUUGCGGCUUCACCUGUCGCUGCGCCAUGCAUGCGGCCAAUCAGCAUGGAGGACAUGCGGAAAGCCAUGGAGAAGGUGCGUGCGAGUGUGAGCAGCGAUGCAGCAGCAAUGAUGGAGCUGAUGCAGUGGAACGAGCAGUUCGGGGAAGGGGCCUCCCGCAAGAUCACCCCCCUCUCCUACUUCAUGUGA